Molecule: messenger RNA, 732 nt
Organism: Closterium sp. Naga37s-1
Lineage: Eukaryota; Viridiplantae; Streptophyta; Zygnematophyceae; Desmidiales; Closteriaceae
Source: the annotation of a GenBank genome assembly
AUGCUAGGCCUCAACGCAGCGAAGUUCGCCGAAGACCGCCGCAUCGUCGUCAUCGUGUCAUCACGUCGGCACAAGCUCACUUGGGGAGAGGGCAAGGGGGAAGCGAAUGGGACCUUCAGCGUGCACCACCUAACCCAUACUCGCAUCGUGCAGCUCCAUGAGACCGUCCCGGACAUGGCGAACCCAGUGUUGCAGGGCAUUGUUGCGUUCUUCAUGUCUGAAUUCCGCACGAUGUGGGUGGACUUCCAGACGCGGGGCAUGACGCGCGUGCCUCCAGCUUACACGUGGAGCAGUCAAUCACCUUCAGCCGCGAACACAUUGCAGUGGACGUACGAGGCGCUCUGGGGGGUGGCGACAUCCCACAUUCAGCUCACCUUUUGGCGCACCGGGGGCGUCCCGGACGAGUGGGUGUCUCAGCUACACGCGAUCAACAGCGACAUGCAUGUCGAGAUCGUGGAGCAGCUCGUGGCGAGCCUAAUGGGCCUGCAGCGGAAGCUGGACAAGUUGGAUCUUCCCGGCUUCGUUCUGGAAGCAGUGGACUAUGCGACAUGGGAUGACGAGGUGGACAGUGAUAUGGCCGAAGUCAUACCCAAGCCUGUCAGCCGUCUGGUGGACAAUUAUAGCAGUGUCGGCCCCGGUGCCAUACUUACUCACCGAGGUGAGACUCUUAACGCAGCCACCAUUUUGAGGGCGCUGGACCCAUUCCUGGGCAGUGGAAGGCGCAGCCCCUAA